AUGUCCACUCUCACGCCGUCUGAAGCUGGCCGCGCGUCGACCUGGGACGCUAUCGUCCAGGAGCGAGAUGCCCAGGUCCAUCAUCAGACUGCCUUCAUCCCACGCUCUGCCCUUGCCGACGGUCCUCGUACAAGGCGGGCAAACACCCUCAACAACGCUAUGCCUGUAUUGAAUAGGCCAGGUUACAGCAACGUCAACAUUGAUAUCCCAUUGGAUCCAAAGUCUUCGUUGCAUAUGGAAGUCACUCAUAAUGGUAUGGUCACUGAGCUAGUCGCUCGAUUUGAGUCUUAUGGCGCUUACCCUGACGUCUGCGAAGUAUCUCCCGACGACCCCGACUCAUCUUCCGGUAUCGAUAACGUCGCCGCACAUCAAGAGCAAGCGGAGCACCAGUACGACUCGUAUACCAUUGGUACAUCAGGGCGCAGUCCCCGUAAAUCCAUAUCCACUCAAUGGCUCACAAAGAGUACCGCCCCCAACCUCGCAACGGCGCAGCGUGCAAAGGCGCGAACAUCCAAGACAGCAUGGGAUAGUGACUAUCCGGAUGAAGUCAAGAAACUCCGCGGGACACGCAGUUCCGUCGAUCUUGGUAGGAUAUCUGGCAAGGACGGCGCAACCUAUCUCACAAAGGAAGCGCUGGCUACUGUCGAGAACACCAUAGCAUCGCCCACGUCUCCGCUUAGUCCUAGCAGCCUGCAUCGCUCCCCGCCGAAGCGGCCCUGGAACAGUCCCACCGGAUCGCCUCUACGUAGCAGCGCUCGCCAUCCAUCCAGCUUCUCCCUUCGCAUGUCGCCGACCAAGUCAACACACCUCAACACCGACUCGAUCUCUGCAGGAUACUCGCGAGCAUCUAGCAGCGUUGCGACUUCGACUGGCAGGGCUUCGUUUCACACUGCACAGGGGUCGCCAGUAAGGAGUCCUGCAAGCACGGACCGUAGCUUCCAAUCUGCUGCAGAGAACCCUGAAGACCUUGACGUCCCCAGUAUUGACUUGUGUGCUGACAGCGAUGACGAGCAGGUGUACCACGAGUCCGGUAGUCCACGAUCUGCCGCUGCGAGAACGAACGUGGAAGGAAAGCGAAAGUCCUUGACGCCGAGACUCUCGCUUGUUAUCCCUACGCCUGGUCGUGACAAUUGUGAAGGUUCCAUGGACUCUCACCUUGCCGGCGGUCCGAUGAGUCCAGAUUCGCCUACCCAGGUGUCUCGCAUUCCUCGAGCUGGCGCCUCCAGCAAGACCGCGCUCCCCACGCGUACUAUCAAGCGCGUCGAAUCUGUCAAGUCUUUGCAGAACAAGAUCAAGCAGCUGCAGGAAGCCAUGCAGAUGGAUGCAGCCCAGUUUGAUGCAAUCCAAAUACCCCUGCGCGAGACUCCCGCACCCGCCCCUCUGCGUCACGUCCGCACUGUCGACAGCACCGGUUCAACUCCGAUCAUCUCGCGAAGUUCUGGGUCACACAAACAUGGCAAGAUGACUGAUGUUACUUCUAAAAAUGACCAAAGACAGUUCACUCGGGGCAAGGGUCCUCCCAUGUCUGCUGAUACCGCCGACCCUGACCAGCCAGACGACGCACCGGAAUGUGAUGCUAGCUACGAGCACGCUCAAACGUUCAAGGUCGAUCAAGACGCAGUACGUAAUGCCGUACCAGCCAAGAGCGUGCCGUGGGGUGUUCCGACAAGUCUUGCUCAUGGUACGACGCUCAUAUGUCCUAUCAGCGUACCCACAAUCGUCGUCAUGAUGGCUCACAACUUGAACUUAGGAAACCUAAAUCUUAACACCCAGCAAGACGAGCCUGUCGCCAGCUUCACCAACCACGUCGACGACGUCGAGAAUGCAUCUUCAUCUAGAGGAAGGGGUGAACGUAUGGGCUCGGAUCUUCGCGCAACUGCCACAGAAUUCGUACCUCAGCCACCUACCAUGACCAGUCCGAUCGACGCCACCACAGAGAACACACCUCUGAGUCCAUCUCUCGAUCUCGCUGGCCUGCCAGAUGCAACGGUGCUCGAUAGAAACGGCGUACCGUUCCUUUGGUACAUGUACGGCGUACAGUUUGCUUACGAACAGGGUUACCGCAACGGUCGCCCAAAGUCGCCCAAGAAGUGGAAGACGCCCAGGAAACAGCGCACAUCCGUCUCUUCUCCAGCCGACGCUCCGCCUUACUCCUCAAAGGCCGUCCCCAUCGCCAAUCCCGGACCGGCGACGCCUCCGCCGCUCCUUGCUAGACCGCGUCAAGAGGAGACUCAUCAAGAAAACUACCAUGCAGGAUCUAGUCGUAUGAGGUCAACCCCGCAGGCACUCGAGCCUAGUCCAAACCAGCCUUUCGCUCACCAGCUCGGUCUGAUCGCCGAGCGGACCGCCCUGAAUAGCCGUACCAACAGCAACGCCCCCCGCCACUUCGGCGUUAACCCACAGCCCUGGGUUGGUUUCCCAUCUGGCCCUCACAACGCGCACCCUCCCACCUACUACACAGUACCUCGCCAUGGUCACCGCAACAACCGUGAUAACGGCUUAUACGGCGGUCGCUGCAACGCUGCCGGCGUUCCUAUUGAUGCCACCGCUCCGUUCCCCAACCCCACCGCACCACAGGGUCGACCCGACCAACGCCAGAACUACGAGCCCGCAGCCGUUGAUUACUCAGACUUUACUAUUGGAAAGGAGUCUUGCGGUCUGGUCAACAUCACUGUUGCGACAGAGCGCGCUGGUGGCGAGCUAUGUAAUGCAUGUGCCCCCGAUCAUUGA
Messenger RNA from Alternaria rosae, 2730 nucleotides. RefSeq lists its product as uncharacterized. The record is from RefSeq and is a predicted model, not a curated record. The transcript is spliced from 2 exons. Lineage: Eukaryota; Fungi; Ascomycota; Dothideomycetes; Pleosporales; Pleosporaceae. The coding region runs from base 1 to 2730 and encodes 909 amino acids.